GUACUUUUGUUUGCGAGCCGGGGACCUGCGGUGAAUGCCGACGGGACUUAAAAAGCCCCGUGGAGGUCUGCAGAGUUGCUGAGCUUAUAAAUCAACUUGUUAAUGUUUCAUUUUAUACAAAACAACUUCGGACAAUCGAUGUGCUUUUCAAUAUUUGACUACAUGCUGAAUCCCGGAUAGAUGUGCCAUGUUGUAUCUUGAAUUUUUAUUUGCCUGUUUAUGUUUAUGUUUUUACUCUCUGUCAUUUACUGAGUUAGGAGCCAAGUUCAAUGGCGUGAAUCUUUAAUUUCAGGUUUGAAUUCUAAUUUAUUUGCUUAUUGACAAGUAAGCAAAUGUAAUCUACUUAUCUUUAGCUGGUUGCUACUGUUGAUGCGUCAGUGAACCUGACGAAAAUAUCCAUUAAAGCUCUAACCAGUUCAGAGCCCAUAUCUGGGAGACGGAAUAUCGUCUUUUUUCUGUGUAAAUAGUCCGAAACGACUGCGAACCGUUGGUAAGACGACGCUUGUGCGUUGUUAAGGGCAACUGGUGCAUCCACCAAUCAGAACGCACGUUCUUCUGUCACGUGACGCUCUUUGGACGUUCGCCAGCGUUACAUCAAACAUGGCGAAAAUAGUUCGCUUUUGUUUUAACGCAGAAAUAAAGAUCUGAAAUACACUUUUAUCCGGUUUUAUUGGUUUAUAUUCGAAUGUUAUGGUAUUACAACACAAUGGCGUCCGUGAGCCCUGGACUUUGUUCUAAAAAUACACUUUCGAGAGCCCAGAGAGCAAAAGAAGAUGGGGACAGCGAAUCCACAUCAUCGAGUUUCAGCAGCUCCGACUACAACGAUGACCUGGAACCAGAAUGGCUGGAUGACAUUCAGAAGAACGGGGAACUUUUCUACCUGGAACUAAGUGAGGGUGAGGAGGAGGCCGCAUUGGCUCAGGUCACAGCAAACCACUGUUUAUCCACUAACCACGUCCGCUUCAGUGAAAAGGAGGCCGAGGUCAUCACAGAGCAAACUAACACACAGAGACGCAGCUCACGAAAGAAAGGUGAGCCCACUCUCAAAAAGCUCGCCAGGAUCCUGGGGAGGAAACGGCGUCCCUCUCAGCGGAAAGGAAGUAAGGAUGGCAGUAGAGGCAAAUCAAAUUCAUUGCCUCCAGCUUCCAUCCUAAAGAACCAGCCAGGCCAGCGGCAGGGCAUGACCGUUCAUCAGCGGCGGCUGAAGGAAGCGUGCGUCUACCUGAACCCCAAACGCUUGGCGAGUCCGCCAGCCCCUUUGCGUGACAGAGGAGGACUGCUGGAAGCACUGCUGGGGGUGGUGCAUCGUCCUGCCUGGACUGCAGGUCAGAAAGACCAAUGGGAGGUCCGAACGGAGGGGAGACUGACUGUUCAUGGAUUAAUACCAAACAGUCCAGCUAUAAAAUGUGGUCAAAUUUUGAUCGGCGAUGUGCUCUUAGCAGUGGACGACGUUGACGUGACCUCUGAGAACAUCGAGAGGGUUCUGUCCUGCAUCCCUGGACCCACACAGGUGAAGCUGACAUUGGAGACGGCGGAUCUAGAUCACAGGGGUGGGCCCAGGGACUCCUCGACAGUCCAUAAGAUGAAGGCCUCUCCACCAGUGAGCCAACUGGUGCGCUUAUUAUGGGGGGAAGACACGGCUGAACUCCAGAUGGCCAUAGGACACAUCCCACAUAUUGUCAUGUACCUAUCACUGAAGCUUGACUCAACAUCUCUGCAGGAGGAGGAGGAAAUCCUGUACCAGUACCCAAUGUCUGAAGCAUCAAGCCAGCUGAAAGGAGUGAGAGGCAUCUUCCUUACUCUGUGCGACAUGCUGGAGAAUGUCACAGGUGGACAGAUCAUCAGCUCGUCUCUGUUGCUCGGGAAACAUCUGGUUCACGUUGGCUACUGGAAGGAGCACAAUAACCUGCUGGUUGUCGGCCUUCCUGCUGAGAGGGUUCCUCUGCUGUCUCUGCAGACGGUGGUUGGAGACGUGGUGCGGACAUUAAAGGUGAUGUACGGCUCCUUGGAUAGCGCGUUCUGUAUGGCGGACCAUGCUCCCAGGUUGGACCAUUUCUUCUGCUUGUUCUUCCAGCAGCUCAUCCAGCCGUGGCGCCUGAGGGAAGGCUCCCCACCAUCGCCCGUCGUGUCGGGGAGCCUUUUCCUGGACGGACUGCCGGCGGUCCGAUGGCUUACCUUGCCUCCCGAAAUUAAGAUGGAGGUGGAUACAGUCCUCUCUGAUUUCGAGUCCUCUGACUUUGGAGAAAUGUCAGAGGACUUCUUUGGCUUAAGGCGUCUUUAUGUUAUACUCGGCUCCUGUUUGUUCUACAAGUCCUACCUGAUUGCUAACCAUCUGCCCAAGGAGGACCUGCUGGAUGUGUGUCUGUACUGCCAACACUUCUGCCUGCUGCCUCUGGCGUCAGAGCAGCGAUUGGGUCAGCUGGUCAUCUGGAGGGAAGUGUUUCCUCAGCAGAGAGCUAGCGGAGGCGGCAGUGCAGCGCCAGGCUUCACGCAGCCUAAGGGACGACACUUCCUCCUCAUAGUGGGGCUGAGGCACUUAAUGCAGUGUGUCCUGUUGGAGGCGGGUGGUUGUGCUUCUCCAGCUCUGGCCUCUCCAGGACCUGAUUGUGUUUAUGUGGAUCAGGUGAAAGCCACCCUUCUGCAGCUGGAGGUGUUGGAGGCGGGUAUGGAGGAGCGGCUAAAUGUCCCCUCUGCUCCCUGUCUGUCCUGUGCCGACUGGUUCCUCCCUGCCGCCACAACCCGGGAUCGCCUCGACAGCCUGGCGUCCUCCUCCCCCGUCUUCAGCAGGCUGGCCGGGGCCAUUCGAGGGUCUCCAUCCGGGUCUAGGGGGCGUAGCCUUUUUGGCGAGAGGUCCCGCAAGUCCAGCCCACAGAGGAGCUUGUCGGACAGUGGGAGUGAGGUUCAGAUGGAUGCUGGGUCAGCGGCUCCAGGCCUCAGUCCCAUCUCCACCCCGGACUCAGCGAGAAGGCAUGGUGGGAGACGGGACUCUCUGGGGUCUGGUGGUUCUGAUGGAAGUGGAGGCAGUGGAGGCCUCUUUAAGAUGCCCCGGAUGAAGCACCCAAACCCUUUCUACCUAGGCACCCUGAAGAAGACCCUGACUGAGAGGGAGACAGAGGAAAUGUACAACACCAUAAAACUGUCUUCGGGUACAGAGAACACUCUGUUUCACUACGUCCUGAUGGAGACCGUGCAGGGGAUCUUCAUCGCUCCCACUCACAGAGAAGUGGCUCAGCUCAGCGGCUCCAUCCACCCUCAGCUCAUACGCAACUUCAACCACUGCUGCCUCUCCAUACGAGCCGCCUUCCAGCAGAGUCUGCCAGCAAGGAAUCGCCGUGCAGCAGACCGGCCUCAGAGGUCCUGCUGGGGUCUGGGCCCGGUUAAAGAACACGGGGUUCUGUUUCAGUGCAAGCCAGAGAACUGGACCGACCAGAGGAAACCAGCCCCCACCAUGACUUACUGGGUAAUAGGUGAAUGGAGCUGCAAAUGUACCCGUAUCCUGUGUCAUGAGUGAGCAGGAGGAUCAGGUGGGGUUAAAUCGGGACACCCUCCUUUCCCAGCCUCUUUCAAAGAUAAACAUCUUUCUUUUGUUCUCAUUCCCAGGCGGAUGUUGCUGGAGCCAGUUCCUCAGGAGUUUUAUGUGUGCUUCCAUGACUCUGUGCCGGAGGUUCCUGUGGAGAUGGCCUUCAGACUGUCCUUUGGUUUGGCUUUUUGAUGCUUCGUCCUCAUCGGAGAUGGAUGACGAUAUGAAGAUUUCCUGCGUUUCUUUCCUGUGUGUCAUCAUUGGGGUUUCUGAUCCAACAGUGAGGUUUAUUUUCUCCUAGAAAGGCUUUUACCUUCCAGAUGUCUUUCUACAGAUAAGCAGUGGAGCAUUACAGAGGUUUUUUCAUGUUGAUAAAUGAGAAGCAGACCUCAGAUUCAGAACAGAUUGUUUUUUCUCACCAUGAGUGCAUGGUAAGCGUCUCAAUGAGUGAAUACCUCCUUUCCAUUAUGACCAGCUGCCUUGAUGGUUUUGUGCUGUGAACUUUACAUCUCUACAACUGAAAAAAGAGAAGGAUGCUGCUGCAUGAACCUCCAACCUGUCAGUCGGUGAUGCUAGAAUAAUGUUUUCACUCUUUGUAUGCAAAAUAGUAAAUGUUUGUUGUUAAUUUAAAUUUUUUAGAGUUUUGUAUGGAGAAUUGUUACAUAAUAAAAACUAUUUGACAUUAAAA
This is a messenger RNA of Girardinichthys multiradiatus, 4208 nucleotides long. RefSeq names its product inturned planar cell polarity protein (gene intu). Gene Ontology annotation, cellular component: cilium; cytoplasm. Gene Ontology annotation, molecular function: protein binding. The transcript has 17 exons. Gene Ontology annotation, biological process: vesicle-mediated transport; cilium assembly; establishment of planar polarity. The record is from RefSeq and is a predicted model, not a curated record. NCBI's taxonomy places the organism in Eukaryota, Metazoa, Chordata, Actinopteri, Cyprinodontiformes, Goodeidae. Bases 686 to 3511 code for a protein of 941 amino acids.